GCGCAGGUUUGGAUAAAGCGCCGCUCGGGAUACACGGGCUGCCGUCUAUUCACACACGUCCAGCCCUGUUUGAAUGAUUAUUUUUUAAUGAUAGUAAAUUAAGUUAAAAUAGAAAAAAAAGCAAACAGUGAGGAAUAAACACAGCAAAGCGAACCGUGCGUAAUUCGACGCACCAGAUAUUCGACAGAUCAUCUUCCACUCGUCGCGAUUCUGAGAUCAGUGUGGGAAUGGGAAAUGAUGGAGGAUAAAGGGCCUCGUGUAGCCGACUACUUUGUGGUUGCUGGCCUUACUGACUCGUCCAAGCCUCUGGAGGAGGAGCUCCACUUUGACGAUGUUGGUCCCAAGUCUGUGAAACCCAAUGCCCCGAUCACAGAUGUCGCUGUUGUGAUCCGCUCCCUGGGUGAGGAGGUACCCCCCGGUUUCACCUGUGUGGAAAGCACCCCCUCGGGCCUCUCUGCAGAGCUCAAUGGAGCCAGCCUCAGGGGCCCGCAGAUCUACUUGUGCUUCAAGCGAGGUAGAGAUAAGCCUCCACUGACAGAUCUUGGGGUUUUGUACGAGUGGAAGGAGAAGCUGAAGCCUGGAUGUCACAUAGUCCAGACCACGCCCUCAGGUCGCCCUGCCAACAUCAGCAGCUCAUCCUCCCAACGUAUCUACAUCACCUACCGCCGAGCCCCCAAGAGCCAGCCCCACACCUCACUAGCCGUCACUGAUGUCUGCAUCAUCAUCCCGGGCAAGGGGGAGACGCCCCCUCACACAUUCUGCAAAGUGGAUAAAAACCUCAACAGCAGCAUGUGGGGAUCCUCUGUCUACCUUUGUUAUAAAAAGUCUCUGGCUAAAGCAAACACAAUCGCCUACAAAGCAGGUCUACUAUGUCGAUACCCUGAAGAAGACUACGAGUCUUUCCCACUGCCUGAGUCAGUGCCUAUGUUCUGCCUUCCCAUGGGGGCAACAAUUGAGUGCUGGCCUGCACACACCAAACAUUCCCUGCCUGUCUUUUCGACAUUCGUCCUGACAGGGGCCUCUGGAGAAAAAGUAUAUGGAGCAGCCAUUCAGUUCUAUGAGCCUUACUCAGAGGAAAAUCUGUCUGAGCGUCAGCGUUCACAGCUCAGCCUGCCAAGCUCUGAUCUCGGGCCUGAUGGGACCAGAAGUGUUUACAGCAACAAGAGCAUCUGCCUGCUCUCUCACUGGCCCUUCUUUCAGUCCUUCAGGAGUUUUCUGACUUUCCUCUACCGAUACUCCAUCUCUGGACCGCAUGCCCUGCCUAUUGAAAAGCACAUCUCUCACUUCAUGCAAAAUGUGCCAUUCCCAUCGACUCAGAGACCUCGCAUCCUAGUUCAGCUGUCUCCACAUGACAGCCUGAUUCUAAGCCAACCUGUCUCUUCUCCACUGCCUCUUAGUGGUGGAAGCCUCUCCACACUACUCCUAAACCUGGGCCCAAAGAAUGCAGCCACUCUGUUGGUUCUGGCUGUCACAGAGCACAAGAUCCUGGUUCACUCCCUGCGUCCAGCUGUACUCACCAGUGUUACAGAGGCUCUUGUAUCUAUGAUCUUCCCCUUCCACUGGCCAUGUCCCUACAUCCCUCUGUGCCCACUGGCCUUGGCUGACGUGCUCAGUGCACCAUGUCCUUUCAUUGUGGGCGUUGACUCCAGAUACUUCGACCUCUACGUGCCUCCAGCUGACAUCAGCUGUGUGGAUCUGGACACCAACACCAUCUCCCAAAAAGAUGACAAGAAGGCUCUGACGUGGAAAAUGUUACCCAGAAGAGCCUGCAAACAUCUUCUGAAUACCCUGAAUAAACUCUAUCAGCAGCUCACUGAGGGUGGUCAGUUGAACCGUGACGAUUUGCAGAUGGAGCACACAGUGACUGACAGUGAGCUUAAUGGUGGAAAAAGCCUCCAAACUCUGGAGCUGGAGAUCCAGGAAGCCUUUCUGCGCUUCAUGGCGGCCAUCUUGCGAGGCUACCGUACCUACUUACUGCCCAUCACACAAGCCCCCUCAGAAAAGACAACAGAUGCCAGUUCACUAUUUGACCUACAAGGUUUCCUGAAGAGCAGAGAUCGCUCCCAUCAGCGGUUUUACUCCCUCAUGAUGAAGACUCAAAUGUUCAGCCGGUUCAUAGAGGAGUGUUCUUUUGUCAGCGAUAAGGAUGCCAGCCUGGCUUUCUUCGAUGAGUGUGUUGAUAAGCUAUAUACCACUGGAGGCAAGAUGGACAGUGAACGUCCAGAGGACACCAGACUGAUUGAACUGGAUGAAUCCCACCACAGUGAGCACACAGUCUACAUCAACCCUCCAGAGCUGCCCCCACUGCCAGAGGGACAGGAGCAUCCUCUGUGUUACAGCUACUCUGGCUUUCCUGUGCUGAAUGCUGAGCUUCUGCAGCCGCUGGAGGGACCAAAUCCUCCAUCAGCAGGCUUGACCUCACGCCACAGCAGCCCGGCCAGCCCUACGGCCAUCUUCAGACGCUCCAAACAGGAGAUCAGAUUGGCUCAGAAGAUGGCAAAAACCCAUUCAUCUAUGCCUCAGAUGUGGUCCAAGUGUCUGCUGCGCCACUGUUAUGGCCUGUGGUAUAUCUGCCUGCCAGGGUUUGUCAGUACCUGCCACUCUAAGGUUCGGGCUCUGCGCAUGGCCUAUGAUGUGUUGAGGAAGAUGCAAGACAAGAAGCUGCAGGCUCCUGAUGAGGUGUGCUACCGUGUGUUGCUGCAGCUGUGUGGCCAGUACAGUCAGCCUGUUUUGGCUGUCAGGGUGUUGUUUGAGAUGAAGAAGGCAGGAGUUCAACCCAAUGCCAUCACCUAUGGGUAUUACAACAAGGCGGUGUUGGAGAGCACUUGGCCCUCCACCACCAGAGGAGGUUACUUUCUGUGGGGAAAGCUGAGGAACGUUGUCCUUGGUGUGGUCCAGUUCAAGCAAGCAGGAAAAAAACAGCAGACACUGCGUAGAGAUCCUCAGCUUUCAGAUGGCAGCGAUCUCGACACUGUCAGUCAUGGCAGUUUGGACAGUGCUAAUGACUCUGCCGAACGCACUUCCAUCGACACCGACUUCACUAAAAUGGACUCCAGUGAUGAUGGAUUUAGUACAGGUGGACAGUCAGACCAAGGCUACGAUUCAUUAUCCAAAGAAGAAGAGAGGAUGUGCAGCAGAGAGACUGACAACACACCACUGGUGGUAGACAAAGGAUCAAGGCAGUCCACAUCUGAGACUGAUGUUCCAGUGAACAGUACCUCUCCUUCAACCAGAAACUGUAGAUCUGCAGAUGCCAGUGCAGGUAACGGCAUUAGGCUUGUUUCCAGUUUGUCUGCUGACACCAUUCUAUGUGGUGUUCAGCCAAAAACAGAGCGGCCAAAGUCUCUUGACUUAUCUGGACAGGGCUCUAUGAGGCUGACCGUCCCCCACCUCAGCUCCAUGAAGCAGCACCACCUGGCUGCUGACAGGCUGCACGAGGUCGAGGAGGAGGAGACGGACAUUGAAAAGAGUAAAAAGAAACCGUUAGCAGAGAGAAGUGUGAGCUGCAAUGCUGGGACAGUGACAAGGACAGGUAUUGAAAUGGGGUUUGAUCCGCUGUCAAUGAUGGCGACAGAGACAGAAAAGGAGUGUGAGCAGAACAGCAGCGGCACGCCAACUGCCCGCCACGACCUGGCCGAGGAGAUUGAGAUGUACAUGAACAAUACAAAUAGCCCUUUGAGGAGCCGCACCCUCAGUAUGGACCUACAAACCCCCUCGAGCCCCGUGUGUCACACCUCCCCCAGACCCGCCCCGCUGCUCCGCUCCAACACACACCUCCCACUGCCCGUUAAAUCCAAGGAGAAGCUCAGGCCAUCGCCGUCUCUCCCUCUGGGUGUCAAAGACCGAGAGAGACCGUCCUCCUUGGUAUCCCCUUCAUCACCUACUCCCUCCACCUCAUCUUUCUCCAUGGACUCUCUGUUCACUCCGACGCUGGACAUCUUUAAGAGCAGCGUCAUCUCAGCAGGGAAGGGCGUCGCUGAGAAGGCCAGCCGCCUCUACUCUCGUCUAUCAUCACAGACUUCACUAACACAGGAUGUUAACUGCGACAGGAUUAGUGUGUCGUCACUGACCUCAGGAGAGGCAGACUGCUCCUCUCUGCUCGAUAAUGACUCCUGUCUGGACCCAGAUGGCUUUACCUCACCCCAGCAUGGCAACGUGUCCAGACUCAGGAGGAGCCCGGGUGUGGGUCAUACUAACUUGAGCAGCCCCAGUACCCCCAACAGAGUGUUCAGACACAACUCUUUCUCUGGUGGUCUGGCUCUUCCUUCUAAGUCUCCUCACACUCCAGAUUCCUCCCCUGAAACCAGUCGCUUCCAUCCUGCUCCAACCUACACCAUAGAGGUGCUGAUGUCCAGCUGCUCACUUUGCAAGACAUGCGACUGUCUGGUGUACGACGAGGAGAUCAUGGCAGGAUGGACAGCAAACGACUCCAACCUGAACAGCACUUGCCCGUUCUGCGGCACAGCUUUUCUGCCUUUCCUCAAUGUGGAAAUCAAAGAUCUGAGACCACAGAAUGGGUCCUCUAAGGAAACUAAUCCUGUUAUGGAGGAGGACACGUCUGCAUCACUCAAUCCCGAGGCCAGAACGUCUGUGGCAGACUGUGCGGCUCAGUCAUCUUCAGCUCCCCCGCAGAUCCUGGAGAGCAGCAGGAGUCCGGGGCCAGCUGUGAAGUCGGCGCCAGCCUCGGCCCCCUCCUCGGCUCCGGUGACAGUGCCCUACUUGAGUCCCCUGGUUCUGUGGAAGGAGCUGGAGAGCCUCCUGGUGAACGAGGGCGACCAGGCCAUCUCGUCUCCUAGUGUCGUCGACCAGCAUCCCAUAGUCUUUUGGAACCUGGUGUGGUACUUCAGAAGGCUGGAGCUACCAAGUAACCUGCCUGCUCUUAUCCUGGCCUCUCAGCACUGUAACCACGGAGACCAGUCUCCACCGAGUGUCACGUCUGAGGACAGUAAGCAGGUGCUGGUGAGGAUCAUGUGGGACAACCUGAAAUUACAUCAAGACAAAGUUCAGCCCUGUUAUGUCCUGUGGAACACACACUGUGCCAACUCCCUGGUGCGUUCUGGGUUAUGUGAAGAAGGCCAGCUCUUCACUGUGGAGCUUCUGCAGGGAUUUGUUAGGAGCAUAAAGAAGAGUGAUGUCUACCAGCCCAUGAGCCAGAUCAUCCAGCUCCUGGGACCAGAGCUGGGUUUCAGAAGACAGAGGAGCCUGUACAGAGAUUUGCUGUUCCUCGCGCUGGUGGCUUUGGGAAAGAACAACAUUAAUAUCAAUGCAUUUGACCGGGAAUACAAGUUGGCAUACGACCGCCUGCCGCCCAGCCAGGUUAAACUGACACACAACUGUGACCGGCCCCCAGGAGCAGGGGUCAUGGAGUGCAGGAGGACUUUUGGAGAGCCAAGUUUGUGAACUUCUCUCUCUUGCUCUCUUUUUUUUUUUUUUUUCCUAUUUUAACCACCGUCACUGCUGCUGUUUUUGGACUGCUCUUCAGACUCAGGACCAGCUCACCUGACUGGAGCUCAUAAGCACAACAGAAAAAUGACACUUAAUGUAAAGCAACUGCCAUGAGUUUCUUGUACACUGUUCGAGCCAAGAGGCAUGGAGUGACAGGCCUUGAGUUUGUAAAUAUAUAAAAAAAAAAAAAAACACUGUAUUUUGACUAUAAUUAUAGUAAUAUGUUUGUACAAUUAUUAAACAGUCUAUUUUAUGACUUUGUUUCUGUUGAAGCUGUGACUAAUUAUGUAAAGAUAAGUGUGUGGUCGCAUCUAAAUUCCUCAGUGGUCCUGGUGACCUUGUUAAGACUGUUGUUGAGUGUGUGUAUAAUAAGUAUUUGCUUUUAGACAUUCAUGUUUUUACAAAGCACUUUGGCAAAAUAUGCUCUUGCCAUUUGUUCUCAUUUGCGUAAAGCUUUUGCCAGGCACCGUAUGAUUAAGUGACUUUUUAUUUGGCAGCUACAGAACUUACUGUACUGUUGAAUAUUUCCAUUACAUACAGUUAAUGAAAGCAAAGAAAUUCCUCAUCUGUACUCUGUAACCCCAGCAGGGCCAUUCUCAUAUGGCUGAAUACACUAACAAGAAUAUGGUAAUAUGAAAAAAUAACCAACAUUUUAUUCCUCCAUUAUGUUGGAAUUAAUGAGUACAUACAUUUAUAUGCAUAGCAUUUAUUUGUUUAUCUGUUUUUGUAUGAAUUUACCAAAAGAACCCAACAGGGAAUAAUACUUUAUGAUUUAUUAACAUUUUUUUAAGCAAUACCUUUUCUAAAGCGAGGGUUAUUUGGGACAAUUUAUGUACUAUAAGGGACCACCAAGGAGAUUUCCUUAAAGACAGUACAAUCAAACUAAAGAUACUAACUGAAACUAAAUGUUUUUGUUUGAUUAAUCAACACAAUAUUUUGAUAGAAGAAAUUCAUUUAUUGACACUGUAAUGGAUCUGUACAGAGUAUUUCAUUCUAGUAUUUUGUAGAUUUCCUUUUGGUCUUCUCUGUAUGGUGUAGUCAGUUUUGGACAUUUUGGAAAACAGUGCACUCUUAAAUGUUACAUACAGAAUAAAAAAGAACAUUUUCUCCACUUGUAAUAAAACCAAUUAAUGUAAAAA
Molecule: messenger RNA, 6584 nt
Organism: Sphaeramia orbicularis (orbiculate cardinalfish)
Lineage: Eukaryota; Metazoa; Chordata; Actinopteri; Kurtiformes; Apogonidae
Gene: dennd4a
Product: DENN/MADD domain containing 4A
Exons: 31
Coding region: 235-5400 (1721 amino acids)
Biological process (GO): regulation of Rab protein signal transduction
Cellular component (GO): cytoplasmic vesicle
Molecular function (GO): protein binding
Source: RefSeq, a predicted model, not a curated record